This is a messenger RNA of Adineta ricciae, 1866 nucleotides long. The record is from the annotation of a GenBank genome assembly. Lineage: Eukaryota; Metazoa; Rotifera; Eurotatoria; Adinetida; Adinetidae.
AUGACUGUUGAUAUUCAUUCCAGUACAGCUGCUGUUCCUGAAGCUGCAAAUGAAAAUUCUUUAAAUGAACAUUGUCAAGUGAAAUCGAAAGUUGGUCAUGUUGCCAAAUUUCAAUGUGAAAAUGAAGAUCAAAUCUCCAAUGAUGAUGAACUUUAUCCCAAAUCAUCAUCAGGUAUUUUUCAAAUCUCUUUUCAACAAUUCAAACAAAUUCCCGAAUUUAUUCCUUUGACGAAAGCAGAAUUGAAAUCUUUCAUAAAUAAUCCUUAUUGGAGAAAGAUUCGUCUUCUUAUUGGAAUCUUUUAUGUUUUCUUUAUUAUUCUCUUAUUACUUGGAUCGAUUAUGUUGAUUAUUUUUUCAACGAAAUGUUCAUCGAAAAGUCCUUUGAAAUGGUACGAAAAAGAUUUGAUUUAUGAAGUUGAUUUACAAAUGUUUUCUGAUUCGGAUGCUGAUGGACAAGGCGAUUUAAAUGGUUUUCUCAGCAAAUUCGACUAUUUACAAAAAUAUUCAUUGAAAACUUUUCUUUUUCGACCAACGAUUUUUCAACAGAAAAAUCAUUUGGAUUUUCUAAAACUCAAUUCAAAUAUUCUCAAUCAAACAUUUUUCGAUUCUUUUAUCAAAUUGAUCCAUCGAAAAGAUAUGAAUGUAAUUCUUGAUUUACCAUUAUCAUCAACAAAUGACCUCAAUGGAACAUUUUGGUACGGGUUUAAUCAAUCACUUCCAAUGCAAAUCAAUAAUCCGUGUAAUCAAGGAGAGGAAAGUCUCGGUUGUCGAUAUUGGAAAUCAUCUGAAAGAUUACCUUUGGAUUUUAAUGAAAAACAAGUAAAAGAACAAGCAGAAAAUCGAAUUCGUUAUUGGUUAUUAAGUAAAAAUGUUGAUGGAAUUCGAAUUGAUUUACCUUUACAAUUUAAUCAACAAACAAAUCUUUAUGAAAUUUCUUCGGAAACAAUUUCACAAUGGAAUUUAAUUAAAUAUCAAAUUGAAAAACAAACAAAAACAAAAUUAAUUCUUUUUGAUAUUCCAUUUGAUUUACUUGAUUUUAUCAAACAGAAUGAUUUUCAUAAUGAAAUUAUUUAUCCAAUUUUGGACAAAAGUUCUUCGAUCAUCAAAGCAAAACAAAUCGACGAACAAAUUGAUUCAUUUCAUUCCAAUCAUCGAUCUUUACCCAAAUUUUGGAAGUUUGGAUCAUUGAGAUUAAAAGAACAAAUUCAAACGAAUUUAUCAAAAGAAAUUCAAUUAACAAUGACAAUGUUAUUUCCCGGAACACCAAUUAUUCUCUAUGGUGAAGAAUUAUCUCUUGAUUAUAAUCGAAAUCGCUUAAUGUUAUGGACAUCAGAUUUACCAUCAGGUGGAUUUUCUUCGUGUUUAACAGAUGAUUGUCAACGAUUAUUUCAUUUAUAUGAAAUCAAUCCGUUGAAAACAAAUGUCAAACGUCAAGAAGCGACCGAUGGAAAUGUUGAAGAAUCAUUUUUGAAAUAUUUUUCAUAUUUAACAAAAUUACGUCAAGAAAAUUCGUUUCGUUAUGGUUUAUUUGAAAAAGGUUUUUCUGAAAAAUUCAAUUUAUUUUGGUUUAUUCGAGAAUUAUCAGGUCAACGAGGUUAUUUAAUACUUUUUAAUUUAAACAAAAAAGAAGAAAAAUUAAUUCAUUUAUCAUUAUAUGAAUUGACAAAUCAAUUAAUACCUCUUUCAAUUUCAUAUGAAUAUCAAUGGCCUAAAAAUUCUUUUUCUUUAUAUCAAAAUCAAACUCAUAUUAAUUCAGAUAAUUUAUUUAUUUCAUCAAAACAAUCAAUUUUUAUUUUUUCAUGGAAAGUUAAACUUAUUAAACCAGAAACACUUUUUCAAAAAGCAAAACUUUAUUUAGUUGAUUAG